Messenger RNA from Trichogramma pretiosum, 3005 nucleotides. RefSeq names its product nucleolar complex protein 4 homolog B. NCBI's taxonomy places the organism in Eukaryota, Metazoa, Arthropoda, Insecta, Hymenoptera, Trichogrammatidae. Gene Ontology annotation, cellular component: Noc4p-Nop14p complex; nucleolus; small-subunit processome. The coding region runs from base 250 to 1776 and encodes 508 amino acids. The record is from RefSeq and is a predicted model, not a curated record. The transcript is spliced from 5 exons. Gene Ontology annotation, biological process: ribosome biogenesis.
AGCAGUAUUGGCACUAGCUCUCUCUGGCCUCUCAGUCAGUUCAGAACCGCUCGCUUGGCAGUCCACAUCAGCUGGCCUGCGUUAUAUAGUGCACGUGCGCCGCUGAACGUAUAAGCUUCUCUUACUCGGAGUCUCUUUUUUACCACCAAACCACACACACACGUACAGUGCGUAUUAUAUAUCCGGUCGUGGGAGUACACGACGCAGGGCCAUUUGUUUAAAAUAUUUAAUCGAAGCAACGACAACAACAUGUCGCAAGCGAAAAAGUUCUUGAGCCAGAAGGCCCAAGAAUUUCUAGGGUCGCGCAAAUACGCCAACAACUUGCUCGACAUGAUGGACGCUUGGGAGGAUUGCACCGAAGAUUGUAUUUCGACGUUCGAACACGUAUUCACGCAACUGCUGAAAAGAGGCGAUAUGUACAUGGAAAGAAAUAUUUCGCUCACCGAGCCAGAGAGUAAUCCAGAACUAAUAUACAAAAAUUGGCUGCGUGAACUUUAUGAUGAAAAAUUCUGGGAUAAACUCGCGAAUGCUAUGGAUGCCACAUCAAAUGCUAUCCAAACACAGGCACUUACAACUGCUAUCAAUUUGAUGGUAGCAGAAGGAAAUUCACCAAUUGACCCAGUAGCAAAUGUGCAGCACUAUUUUCCAGUUCAUCGUUUGAAACUUAUAAUGAUGAAACUUUUAUCGGCAGAUAAAAAUAAUACUGCUUUGAUAGAAAGAUUUCAAGAAGUAACAGGUUAUUCAGAUGUUCUUUUUCAUACAUGGAGGAGUUUGCCAACUUUAACACCAAAAACACAGCCUCCAGAUUUUUACAUAAAAAAUUUAUUAGAAUUUUUAAAAUUGCUGCCUCUAGAAGUAAAAAAAGAUGCAGAGUGUCUUUGUGGACCACAAAAUGCUGCCAGUGAAUUUAAAUUUGAUUAUGCAGUUGCUAAAAAAUCACUCAAUAAAGUUUGGUCACGUGCCAUACGCUGGGAACUUACUCCAGAAUUACAUAAGCAGAUAUUAUUUGUUCUAAUAGAGAAGGUUAUGCCACAUUUAGAGAAACCAGUUCUCUUAUUAGAUUUUUUAAUGGACUCACUAGAUGUACAAGGCCCAAUAGGUGUACUAGCCUUGCAAGGCAUGUUUGUAUUAGUCACGAAACAUAACUUGGAAUACCCAAAUAUUUUCACGAAACUGUAUUCCAUGUUUGAACCAGAAAUAUUUCAUACAAAAUAUAAAGCAAGAUUGUUUUACCUUGCUGAUAUUUUCCUUACCUCUACACAUUUACCAGAAGGUCUAGUCGCAGCGUUUGCAAAACGUCUUUCACGUUUAACUUUAGUCGCACCACCAGAAGACAUUCUCAUUAUAUUGUUAUUUGUUGGAAAUUUGAUGAUGCGACAUAGAGGACUCAAGUGUUUGAUUGAUAACCCGCAAAAUAGUCAACCUUCAGGAGUACAGUUGUUGACGCCAAGUGGAGCCGCCGGUGAUCCGUACCUCAUGGAGGAGCGUGAUCCUUUACAGAGCAACGCCAUAAACAGCAGUCUUUGGGAAAUUAAGGCACUGCAAGAUCAUGUUUUACCGAGUGUUGCUACGGCUGCUCGUUUUAUAAGAGAACCUUUGCCACAGGUAGAAUACGACUUGGCAGGUGCUUUAGAGCGUACGUCGGGACAAAUUUUUGAAAGGGAAUUAAAGAAAAAAGUCAAAGACAUUAUGUUAACUUAUGAAAGACCAACUUCCAUGGCUUUACCAAAAAAUGAACGUUUGCUCCAAUUUUGGGAUUUAGGAACUAUGUCGUAAAUUGCACUCGAUAUAAUUCAAGUUUAUUUACUGCAACAACGAUGCAUUGAGUGGAUCUUUUUAAAUGCAAAACAAAUAAAAAUAGCGUAUCUAAUUCCAAUUUAACCCUCAGCUAUUGAAACUUACUUGUAAUUCAAUCUUGAACAAAAUGAUAAUUGUACUAAAAUUGACUUCAGUAAGAUAGCUAAAGGUUAAGUUAUAUAGUUAUCAAAAUAAUCUUUGAAUUGAAAUGUGUGAUGGAAUAUAUGUUUUCCGAGUGUUAGUAUCCGUAUGUAUAAUAAACGAUUAUGUAAUUAUUGUUUGAUUGGUUAAACGUCGGUUCUAAAUUUUUUUUUUUACUAGAGUCGUUUAAUUUUCCUGUUAGAUUAUUAGCCUUUGUUAUUGAUGAUAUAACGAAAUAUUUUCAAUUUAAUAAUCUCAAAAUUAGUAUAUUUGUAUUUAUAAAUAGUUACUUUCGAAAUGCACUCAAAUCCAGAAUGUUAGAUAAAAUAAACCAAGUGAUACUAAAUUUGUUUUUACAUUUACACACACGCAUACAUUCUCGUACGAGUACACAUGAUGUGGAUCUAUGGUAUUACUUUUUUUUUCUCUACAUAGCUAUAAAUAAUAGUUUUUUGUUACUUUGAAAACAUAAGAGACUGUUAGGUAGUGUUUUCGAUUAUUGAUAGAUCUUUGAUCGAUCGAUUCUGAAAGAAAGUUUACAACUAUUCGUUUAAAUCUGCUGCAGAAAACAUCCGAUUUUUACUGUUCAUGGCUUCAAUUUGCACCGAAGUUCAAGCCAGUAGUGCAAUAAGUGUAAUAGUUAAGAAAUAAAUGUAUUCCCUGUACAUUCGAGCGUUAGCAAUGAAACUUUAACAUAAAUUUUGUAAUAACUUUAAACCGUCAUUAAUACCUAUAUGUUGAAGAGCAGAUUUGAACGUCUGACGAUUAACGCGGAGCGUGCAUUGUCUAGCCGAAUUGCGUGAUAGAUCACUCGCAAUUAAUAUUGGAUAUUGUGUGGAAAUCAGUUGCUUUAUCUUGUAGAUAGCACACUGUAAUACUUUUUUUUUUUAAUGAAGAGCUUUAAUUUUCUUCAUGUGUAUUUGUUUUCGUUUCAUUGAAUGAAAUCUUUGGAUGAAGCAACUGUUGAAUUUUAUAGAAUACGGUGAUUACCGAAGAAGUUAUGAAAGAGAUGGCGUAGAAGCGAUGAAUAGAAUUAAUGAGAAAUAAAUUAUUUUCAGUUAAAAUUA